GAAAACCGUGCUGCGGCUACUUUCUUUCUCAGUCUUGGUGCUGGAGGGGAGUGUGUUCUCAUUUAGCUUUAAUCGCGCACGGUUGUAGUAAUGGCUCUGCUGAAAUCGAGCACGGUUCUUUCAGCCGUUGGGGCGUACAGCCCAGCUCUGGGAGUCUUCCCUCUCCGUGCAAGCUCAUGGUGGUCUGAGGUACAGAUGGGCCCACCUGACCCCAUCCUUGGGGUGACUGAGGCUUUUAAGCGUGAUGCCAACCCCAAGAAGAUGAACCUUGGAGUGGGAGCUUAUCGUGAUGACCAGGGAAAACCCUAUGUUCUUAACUGUGUCCGCAAGGCCGAGGCUCAGAUUCUUGCUAAGAAGCUGGACAAAGAGUACCUUCCCAUCAGCGGCCUGGCAGAUUUCACCAAGGCCUGUGCACAGCUGGCUCUAGGACCUGACAAUGAAGUCCUGAAGAGUGGCAGAAGUAUCACUGUCCAGACUAUUUCGGGAACCGGGUCUCUGCGCGUUGGAGCCAAUUUUCUGUCACGGUUCCACACUGAAGUGCGUGAUGUAUACCUGCCAAAGCCCUCAUGGGGCAACCACACACCCAUCUUCAGGGAUGCAGGCAUGCAGCUGAAAGCUUACACCUACUAUGACCCAAAGACUUGUGGCUUUGACUUCAAGGGAGCCAUUAAUGACAUCUCAAAAAUCCCAGAGAAGAGUGUGAUUGUCCUGCAUGCAUGUGCUCACAACCCCACUGGAGUAGACCCAAGACCAGAGCAGUGGAAGGAGAUGGCUGAUGUGAUCAAGAAAAGAAAUCUGUUGGUGUUCUUGGACAUGGCCUACCAGGGCUUUGCAAGUGGGGACAUUGACCGGGAUGCUUGGGCUGUGCGCCACUUCAUUGAACAAGGCCACAAUAUUGUUCUCUCACAGUCCUUUGCUAAGAACAUGGGCUUGUAUGGUGAGCGUGUAGGAGGAUUUACAGUUGUGUGUAAGGAUGCUGAGGAGGCCAAGCGAGUGGAGUCCCAACUGAAGAUUCUCAUUCGUCCCUUCUACUCCAACCCCCCCAUCAAUGGAGCUCGCAUUGCUUCAGCCAUACUUAACACACCUGAACUCUACAAAGAGUGGUUGGUUGAGGUGAAAAGCAUGGCAGACCGCAUAAUUAAGAUGAGGGAGAUGCUUGUCUCGAACCUUAAAAAAGAGGGCUCCACUCACAACUGGCAGCAUGUCACUGACCAGAUCGGCAUGUUUUGCUUCACUGGCCUCAAGCCUGAGCAGGUGGAGCGGCUAAUUAACGAGUACUCUGUCUACAUGACAAAGGAUGGACGCAUCUCUGUGGCAGGUGUGACCUCUGGAAAUGUGGCCUACCUUGCACAUGCCAUUCAUGCUGUUACCAAGUGAAUCAAACACACCUGUAGAUGUUGUAUACUGUAGUGGCAUUUGACUUGCACAAAAAAUAUCUCCCUUCAUUUAACUUGGGCUUUCUCUUGGGAAGCUAUGCAAGACUACCCUGUUUGUCAGCUCAUCUUGAUUGACGUUAGUAUUUACCUGUGAAAUGGAGAAAUUAGUUGAAAGUACUGCACUUGUGAAUUUCCCUUUGAAUUAUGAUUGAGAGCAAACUAUACUACUAUUACAGAGUUCCCAAAGAGCAGUUUAUUAGUGGCUCUAGUUUUACUCGAGUUAUUAGUAUGAUUUAAUGUUCUCUAUUGAAGUGAGUCAUCUUAAAUGGAAUAUUAUGUCUCCAAAGCAGUUCUGGAAAAAAUGUAUAUUCAGACAAAUGCAACAGUUUGAGCCAGCAGGUCUGCCCAUUUUUGAUAAUGCUAAGUUGUGGUAUUGAAUCUGUAAACUGUUACAAACCUUUCCAUCUGAUGAUUGGCUCCAUGUUUUUUGUCCCAGUAAAGUUCCUGGGACUCUAAUUAUACAAGAAGCAAAAGCACUUUUUAGUAGAGCCUAAGUUCAGGGACCGAGACGAACAGACUAGCUGCAGUAUAUAAUCCGUUAUCUACAAUUUGUUGUAAUAUUAAAGCUCUUGUUCAAACCUGAUUAAAUGUAGUUUGUACAUCUACAUUACAAAUCAUAAGUUGAUAAACAACAGUUUGGCACACGAGAAUAACAUUUCUAUUAUUUCUUUUGCAUAUCUGAUUAAUCACUGGUCAGUGUAAAUUUAUUGUAUGUUAUUUGGAUUUUAAUAAGUUUGAAUGCAUGAUAAAGAUCUAUAAGUACUUGGUUUGGCUGAAACUAGUUAACAUUUGUGACUGGGUUGUCUUGAUUCAAAAAGCUAUCGGGUUUUGGGGGGGGGUUCUCAACUGUCAAUUGUGAAAUAUAUGUAUAACAACUAUAACAGAUGCAGUAAACAAAUAAAGAUGAGCGUAUCAAA
Messenger RNA from Neoarius graeffei (lesser salmon catfish), 2353 nucleotides. RefSeq names its product glutamic-oxaloacetic transaminase 2a, mitochondrial (gene got2a). The record is from RefSeq and is a predicted model, not a curated record. The transcript is spliced from 10 exons. NCBI's taxonomy places the organism in Eukaryota, Metazoa, Chordata, Actinopteri, Siluriformes, Ariidae. Gene Ontology annotation, biological process: biosynthetic process; L-aspartate catabolic process. Gene Ontology annotation, cellular component: mitochondrion. Gene Ontology annotation, molecular function: L-aspartate:2-oxoglutarate transaminase activity; pyridoxal phosphate binding. Bases 91 to 1377 code for a protein of 428 amino acids.